CAUCGCAACACAGCGAUGCUCCAGCCUGCUCUUGUGUUUGUGAUCGCUUGGAGAAGAUUUGUUUACAAAGAUCUUUAGAUUAUCGUCAUACAUGCUGGUUGAUGCUUCCUCUACCUUGUCAUACACAUAAACCGAGACGCGGAUGUUAUAUAGGUCUAACAGGAAUAAACAUCUGUUAUUUAUAGUCCAGGCCUUAACAGAGCGCAUAGCAUCCUUAACAUCAGGACUGAUCGGGGAUUGUGUAUUUUUUAUUGCGGUUUCGGGGGUUUCAUGCGUAUAAAGGUGUAAAGCUCUGUUCAGUGGGAUGCACAUCAGUGCUUUGCCGUAUUCUCUCUCCGUUAUAAUGGCGGCUCUUUAUCAGGGCACGGACGCGUCCUCUCCGGAUAAAUAUCUGGCGUUAAAAGACGUCAGAGAGGUGAAGGAGGAGACAACUCUGGAUGAGAAGCUCUUUCUGCUGGCAUGCGAGAAGGGGGACUACUACAUGGUGAAAAAGCUUCUUGAGGAGAAACGACAUGGUGAAUUAAACAUUAAUUGUGUGGAUGUGCUGGGAAGAGAUGCUGUCACCAUUUCAAUUGAAAAUGAGAAUCUAGACAUAUUGCAGUUGCUGCUGGACCAUGGCUGCCAGGCCACAGAUGCAUUAUUAGUGGCUAUUGAUUCAGAAGUUGUAGGAGCUGUUGACAUCCUGCUAAACCAUCGGCCCAGACGCUCUUCCAAGCCUUCUAUUGCGAAAUUGAUGCAGCGCAUCCAAAACCCAGAGUAUUCCACCACCAUGGAUGUUGCUCCAGUUAUUCUUGCUGCCCACAGGAACAAUUAUGAGAUUUUGACAAUGCUCUUGAAGCAGGACAUCUCUCUGCCCCGACCUCAUGCUGUAGGGUGCGAGUGCACCCUCUGUAAUGCCAAGAACAAGAAGGACAGUCUUCGUCACUCAAGGUUUCGUCUAGAUAUCUACAGGUGCCUCGCCAGCCCAUCGUUGAUCAUGCUGACAGAGGAAGACCCCAUUCUGAGAGCAUUUGAACUCAGCGCUGACCUGAAAGAGCUGAGUCUGGUGGAAGUGGAGUUUCGGAAUGAUUAUGAAGAACUCGCCAAGCAGUGCAAGAUGUUCGCCAAGGACCUGCUGGCUCAGGCCCGCAACUCUCGCGAGCUGGAGGUGAUCCUGAACCACACUUCCAAUGAAGACCAUAUUAACAAGAGAGGCCUAAUGGAGGAGCGCAUGAACCUCAGUCGCCUCAAACUGGCAAUCAGAUACAACCAGAAGGAGUUCGUUGCCCAGUCCAACUGCCAGCAGUUUCUGAACACAGUGUGGUUUGGUGAGAUGGCGAGCUACCGGCGCAAGCACACAGGCUUAAAGAUUCUGUCUGUUUUGAGUGUGGCGCUGCUGUGGCCCCUGCUGUCUGUCUGCUACCUGCUGGGGCCUCGUUCUCGUGUGGGACAGGUCAUACACACGCCAUUUGUCAAGUUCAUCAUACAUAGCGCCUCCUACUUCACCUUUCUGCUGCUUCUGAACCUCUACUCACUGGUCUACAAUGGGAAUAAAAAGAAUAUAAUGGGCCCCGCUCUGGAAUUGAUAGACUACCUUCUAAUUCUCUGGAUUGUAGGCAUGGUGUGGUCGGAUGUGAAGCGUCUGUGGUAUGAGGGAUUGGAGGAUUUCCUGGAAGAGUCACGGAACCAGAUGAGCUUCGUCAUGAAUUCACUUUAUCUGGCCACCUUUGCCCUUAAAGUGGUGGCUCACAGCAAGUUCAAGGACAAUGUAAAGGACAGGAAGGACUGGGAUGCAUUUCACCCCAUACUGAUCGCUGAGGGACUCUUUGCUUUUGCCAAUGUUCUGAGCUACCUGCGUCUCUUCUUCAUGUACACCACCAGCUCCAUCUUGGGGCCUUUACAGAUCUCCAUGGGCCAGAUGCUUCAAGAGUUUGGGAAGUUUCUUGGCUUGUUCAUGCUGGUGCUCAUAUCUUUCACCAUUGGACUGACACAGCUGUAUGGAAAAGACCAGAAGGAUCCAUCCAGAAGCAAAGACGAAAGCAAAGACUGCGAGGGCAUCUUCUGUCAACAGCAGAGCAAUGACACCUUUCACACGUUUAUGGGGACAUGUUAUGCCCUCUUCUGGUAUAUUUUCUCCCUGGCACACGUGGCUCUGUUCGUCACGAGGAUCAGCUACACAGAAGAACUGCGUUCGUUUGUGGGAGCUCUUAUCGUCGGUACCUACAACAUUGUUGUAGUCAUCGUUCUUACCAAGCUUCUGGUGGCCAUGCUGCACAAGAGUUUCAGACAAAUCGCUAACCAUGAAGAUAAGGAGUGGAAAUUUGCCCGUGCCAAACUGUGGCUCAGCUACUUCGAUGACAAGUGCACCCUGCCUCCACCCUUCAACAUUCUCCCUUCGCCUAAAACUGUGUGUUACUUGGUGAUCAGCUUGAGCAAAUGGGUCUGUUCUCACACCUCCACCGGCAAGGUCAAGCGACAGAACAGCCUCAAGGAAUGGAGGAACCUGAAGCAGAAAAGAGAUGAGAACUACCAGAAGAUCAUGUGCUGUCUAGUGCACCGCUACCUGACAUCCACACGGCAGAAGAUGCAGAGCACAGACCAGGCCACGGUGGAGAACCUCAAUGAUCUGCGGCAAGACCUCUCUAAGUUCCGCAAUGAAAUGAGGGAUCUUUUGGGCUUCCGUACCUCCAAAUAUGCCAUGUUCUACCCCAGAAGCUAAGCCAUGACCAUUGACCCAGCAUGCACAGAAAUGCUUUUCUGCUGUUUCUUUGACAGACAUACGGUGACAAAACUGUCCUGGAACUUUACUGGAAUUGUAUUACACUCUGUUUAUUCUACACCAAAGCCUCCAUCAUAACUUAAUAUUCUUGCAUCCUACUUGUUUUCUAAAAGUGUAAUUCUUUUAAAAAUAAAAAACAUUUAUUAUGAAGAAAGUUUUUAUUUGGAAUUUUCAUCUAUCUAUCUAUCUGUCUGUCUGUCUGUCUGUCUGUCUGUCUAUCUAUCCAUCCAGCCAACUGUCCAUCUGUCCGUCCAUCCAUCCAUCCAUCCAUCCAUCCAUCUAAUGCUGUAUGUAUGCCUAAUGCUAUGUACUUUUGCUUAUACAUUAUGCUCAGAUACUAUGGCUAUACUACACUUAUUUUUCCCAACUUUUCGCCGACAUUUUUUUUAAGCCUCCAUUUAAUUCAAAAUUUCUAAUUGAAUCUAAGAUGCAGAUAUGGACAUGAUAUUGUCAUUAGAGGUAUGAGCAUAAAUGACCAUGCACAUUUACAUAACACCUAUACAGUAAUCACUACUGUAUAGUGAAUAACUUGGCAGGGACGUUGUUACUCAUUUUUUCCUGCAAAACAUUAGCCAGUAAUAACAAAGUCAUUUACACAUAAAAUUCUUAAUUGUACAGUAUAAAACAGCCUGUUUAAUUUUAAGGGCAAUAGAGAGGUCAUAAAAUGGUCCUGGAAAAAUAAACUACAACUAUUUUUGGUUUAAGAAACAAACAAAAAAAUACAUCAAAAUUGUUUGACAUGGUACCUUUAAAGGAAUAUUCCAGUUUGAAUGCAAGUUAAGCUCAAUCAACAGCAUUUGUGGCAUAAUGUUGAUUACCACAAAAAUGAAUUUCGUCUCAUUUUCUUUAAAAACAAAAGCAAAAAUCUGGGUUACAGUGAGGCACUUACAAUAAAAAUGAAUGGGGCCAAUCUAAAAACAUUAAAAUACUCACUAUUUCAAAAGUAUAGCCCCUAGAAAAAUAUGUUCACAUUAUUUUAGUGUGAUAAAAUCGCUUCCUAACCUUUUCUGUGUAAAGUUAUAGCCAAUUUUACAACUUCGUUGCCAUAACGAUAUAACACCAUAAACCCUAAAAUGACAGUUAAAACAACAAUUUAAAUAACUUUAUUGUUUUUUCACAAGUUUUAACAGAAGAAUUACUUUUAUAAGUGCUUUCAUAAAAUUAUAAGUUUCACUUUCUGUCUUUAAACCCUCCAAAAAUUGGCCCCAUACACUUCUAUUGUAAGUGCCUCACUGUAACCUCCAUUUUUGCUUUUCUUUUUUUUUAAGAAAAGGAUGGAUGAGUCGAAAUAACUUUUUGAGGUAAUCAACAUCAUGAUAGGAAUGCUGUCCAUUGAGCUAAACUCAGUGUUGAACCCAGAAUAUUCCUUUAAGAGCUUCCCAAACAAGUUAAAUGUCUGAAAAGGUCCCUUCAUAGUCAAGCACUGUCUGAGCUCCAGGCAAUUUUGGAAACAGAU
This is a messenger RNA of Myxocyprinus asiaticus (Chinese sucker), 4214 nucleotides long. RefSeq names its product short transient receptor potential channel 1. Gene Ontology annotation, molecular function: protein binding; inositol 1,4,5 trisphosphate binding; store-operated calcium channel activity. Gene Ontology annotation, biological process: calcium ion transmembrane transport; manganese ion transport; regulation of cytosolic calcium ion concentration. The transcript has 13 exons. Gene Ontology annotation, cellular component: membrane; cation channel complex. The record is from RefSeq and is a predicted model, not a curated record. The coding region runs from base 305 to 2698 and encodes 797 amino acids. Lineage: Eukaryota; Metazoa; Chordata; Actinopteri; Cypriniformes; Catostomidae.